Molecule: messenger RNA, 2088 nt
Organism: Blastocystis hominis
Lineage: Eukaryota; Bigyra; Opalinata; Blastocystidae
Exons: 15
Coding region: 1-2088 (695 amino acids)
Cellular component (GO): cytoplasm; membrane
Source: RefSeq, a predicted model, not a curated record
AUGGUGAAAUUUGGCCAAUAUUUGAAGCACAACAUUGUACCGGAAUGGAGAGACAAGUUUAUCAAUUACAAGGAAUUGAAGAAGAUUAUCAAGCAAAUCAAUGAGAAGAAACCCCAGGAAGUGGAGCUGAAAGAGAUUCAGUCCGAACCAGUGAAUGAUAUCAUUGAUGAAUACGGAAAAAAGCAAUUACGCAAGGUGGAGAACUCCACAAUGGUAGGAAUGAUUGAUUUACGCGGGAGAGCUAUUUCAAAUGUGGAUAAUAGCACAAACUAUACAUAUACCGCGUCUACAAGUACAAAGCCUGAGGAUUCUCUCGUAAUUCAUGCGGAUCGCUCGCUGGUUGCUUUUAUUAGUCAGUGGGACAUAAGUGAUGGAUCGAUUCCGUAUAAUUUAGUGAUGCCCAGAUAUUUGGAUGAAAAGGAGCUUGUCUUUUUUCGUAAGCUGCAUAGCGAAAUAGAAAUGGUGAACAAAUGGUACUUGGAGAAGAUUACGGAGUGCAAACAACGAGUAAAGGACUAUGAGGCUCAAGUACUUUUUGGAUUAACUCUCUCUCUAUCAAGUUCUCCUCAGUUCAACCAGCUGGAAUUCGGUCUGAAAGAACUCUAUCGAACCCUGGAUUACCUCCAUAACUACUGUACUCUUAACCGCACGGCGAUCGAUAAAAUCCUCAAGAAGCAUGACAAAACAAGCCGCUGCACCAGUCGGAAUACGAUCAACGACGCGGUCUCGAAGCUUCAGUUCUGCGAAGAGUCGGAUGUGUAUUGGAUCCGGCAGUUUACGGAGCGAUUAUGGAAAGAAUUGACGCAAGGAGAGAAAUCGAUUUCGCUGAACGAUCUGAAACGAACUCGUUCGCGUCUCUCCGCAAAAUUGGCAUUUCGAGUCGGUUUAUUUACCGGCUUUGCGAUCGUGCUCUUUCUUGGCCUGCUUCUAAUCGUCUUUCAAUAUCCAAUUCGAUCGUUAAACUCCGAUCAAAUCAACGCUCUCUGGAUCUUUAUUCGAAUCCAGGUCUUUUUUGCCACUCAGAUGUGGGCUUUGGAUCUGUACGUGUAUCACAUCUGCCGCAUCAAUUUCGAGUAUAUAUUUCGGGAGUAUUCUCCAAAUCUUCUUCACUUCCAACAACAAUUCUAUUUUGCAUCGCUCUUCACCUUCUGUUUAAUGCUCAUUCUCUUCGUGUGGUAUUGGAUCUCCUUCGUUUCUGAAAUCUUGCCGCUGAACUACGUUUGUGCUGUUCUUCCAAUCCUCACUUGUUUGCUCUUUCUCUUUGUACUUCCGUUACCCGGCUAUUCGCGAGCUCGAUGGUUCAUGUUGAAACACUGCGUUUCCAUCUUCGGAGUUCCCUUUUACGUGGUUCAGUUUACCGACUUCUUCCUGGGAGAUCAGCUGACAAGUCACAAUCAAACCAUGGUGGACCUUGUUCACGUCAUCUCCAUUUUGGUUUCCUCUUCGUUUCUGUCUUUUACGGAUGUCUACUUAUCGUUCUCUUCGUCUCUCCAGCAGUUUUUCCUCUUUUGGCCUUCAUUUCUCCCCACACUCGUUCGUUUCAUUCAAUGUCUUCGGCGUUUUUACGACACUCAUGAUGUGUAUCCUCACCUUUGGAACGGACUCAAGUACUUCCUCUCCCUGAUCGCAAUGAGCUUUUCGUGGAGCACACCGUGCUAUUAUGUGUUCCAAUCCAUCUACACGUGCUACGCGUUGUACUGGGAUCUGCGAGAAGAUUGGGGACUGCUGUGGAACUUUCAGCGAGGGAAGUACUUCCUUCUGCGGAAGGAGGUCGAGGGGAGAUCGAAGCAUUUGCUCCCUGAGCGGUAUUAUUAUCACAUGGCAAUCGUGUUUGAUGUGAUUUUGCGGUGGAUCUGGCUUCUUCGAUUGUCCUUAAAGGGGAUUGUGGGUGACAAUGUCCUAUUUCUCACUUUUGGGACGAUCGAAGUGGUCCGACGCGGUGUGUGGAAUAUCUUUCGAAUGGAAAACGAACAGCUGAACAACUGUGGUAAGUUCAGAGCAACUAUCGACGUUCCUUUUCCUUUUCCUGACUUGCAGUGUCAUGUUUGUUACAAACACGCUCUAAUUACGAUCGUUCAAAACUCCUGA